AGUCAUUGGACUGUUUCUGCAUGGCCACUAUCGGUGUAUAUUUAUUGUGAGUGGAAGGAUACAUGAAUUAGGUGCCGAGGUUACAAGCAGGAUAUCUAAUCUACUACCACCUUUAGAAGUUAUUUUGAGUGGAUACUUACAUAAACCAGGUGGAAUACUCCCAUACUUGAUGUUCAAACUCUCUUCUACAAAGAAUUGAUUUUUGUGGCAUCACUUGUAGUCUUGGUAUUUCAUUGUCUGCAAGAGGUGAGAAGUAAGGGCGAGUGCUCAAUUCUGCUGGAGCCAGUCGCUGUAUCCCUUUGACUACAGUCGAAGGACUCGGUUUAGAUAUCCAGCCGUCAACAAUUGCCACUCAACCCCAUUGACAGGAAAAGCUCUGUCGGGAGUUGAGACUUGAGUUGGAACAUUCACCCAUAACCUUUCUUUUAGGUUUAUCCGUGAUACUUGUGUGGUUAAUAUAGAUGUCCAUCUGCCAGCCUGUUUCUGUAAUAGACACAGCUGGAUCAGGCAUUCAAGGAUCACCAUCAACAAGUGAAGUCAGGCUCUGAGCAAGGCUGAAGGUGUCUUGGUGCUCCAUGAUAGUGAACACAAGCUUGUGUUGUCAGUAUAAUUCAUCAGUCCACACAGUAAUCGUGUGUUGGUAUCCAUCGUCCAAGACAUUGUGUGGAAUAGCACAGUGCCAUAAUCACAUACCAACAUCUCAUGUCAGCUGAAGUCACACGUGAUCAGGAAUAGAAAUGUGUGGAAAUUCAUCUGUGUAAAGGAAAUACGCACAUAAACUUUCCAAUUAGAAUUUCAAAGAAAGAGGAUAUAAGGGGUCUUCCCAGUAGCAGCUUCAACAGUCAACUGGCAGUGAGUGAAAUUUACCCCAGAGGUGUGUUGUGUAGCACGUAGCUGUGCUUCACCUGUGGUUGGAUUAGGAAUCCCACCACUGCAACGUCAUCAGGAGUACCUGUAGCAGGCGUUGUUUGUGUCCCCAGCAUCUGCUAGAUGAGCCAUGCCAAUGAACAUGCUAAUGGGGGUAAACAGGGGGGUGAGGAGGUGGAAGACUCUGACCCGGAGCGCAGUCAGCUGAUGACAGCCAUUGAAGAUCAAACAAAUGAAUCGCUGGAAAGUACGAGGCGUAUGCUUCAGAUGUGUGAAGAGAGCAAGGAGGCUGGCAUCAAGACGUUGGUCAUGUUGGAUGAACAGGGAGAGCAACUUGAUCGUAUUGAGGAGGGCAUGGAUCAGAUUAACCAGGACAUGAGGGAUGCAGAGAAGAACCUGGAGGGGCUGGAGAAAUGCUGUGGACUCUGUGUGCUGCCCUGGAAGAAAGCAAAGAAUUUUGAGAAGGGCUCAGAAUACAACAAGACAUGGAAGGCAUCUGAGGAUGGCCCCACCAACACAAACGGCCCGAGACUUAUUGUUGACUCUGGUGGUUCAGGACCUACAGGAGGCUACAUCACAAAGAUCACAAACGAUGCUCGUGAAGAUGAGAUGGAACAGAAUGUGAGCGAGGUCAGCGGAAUGAUAGGCAACCUCCGUAACAUGGCUAUUGACAUGGGUAGUGAGAUCGACUCCCAGAACAGACAGGUUGAUCGCAUCAAUCAGAAGGCAACAUCUAAUGAGAUUCGCAUCACUGAAGCUAAUAAGAGAGCUACAAAGCUCCUUAAAGAGGCUUAGGUCUCAAAAAGUGUAACUGGCCAGUCGAGUGUGGUUUCAAAUUUUAGAUUUGUUCUCAUCUUUCUUUUUCAUCUUCAGUUUGGAGUCAUUUAGUGCAAAUUUCUUUUUCUACGAUUUGUGAACCACACUUAUCAUCUAGAGAAAUAUUUGGCUGAAAACUAUUUGCAAAAAUACAUUUCAUAACCAUGGGAUGAACUUUUCAUCGCCUUCAUAUUUAGUUUGAAGAGAAACAUAUUUGCUUGAAACCUAGCCAAGACAACAUGUUAGGAUUGUAUGUGGUAAAUUUCAUCUUAGGAAGUAAUUCAAGUUAGCAUUAUGAUCAUAAUGGAUUGAUCAGGAUUUUUUUCUGGAUGAUAUUGGUGUCAACUUUGUAUGAAAUCAUUUCUUUUUCUCAUCUGCUGGUAAUAUAAUGUUUUAAGCAUAAUAAUGUUGCAAAUAGAGUAACGAAUUGUAGUUAAAUCAAUGUUAAUUAGUGAAUACUUCAUCAUUAGCUUUAAUGUUCAAGUACCAUUUAUGCCAUGUUAAAUCUAAUUUGAAGUAUUGAACAUUUUUUGUAGGUAUUUUUUGUCUUGGCUAGAAUCUCAUUACUAUGCAUGACUUGAUGUAGUGGAAUUAUAUUUCCUUUAAAAACCAACUACAGUUGUUGUCACUUUUCUUGUAAAUCAAUUCAAAUCUGAAUGCUGCUUUAGUCUGCUGGUUCAGUUUUGAUCUGAAAAAAUGAUUGAAUGGUUUGGUUUUGAAAGGGAAAUAUGGUUGUAUUGUUUUGUAGAGUCAUUUAGUAAGGAAUGCUCACUCUCUGUUGAUUUGUGAUAUUCUGGGUCUUCUUUUUUCUUGAUCACUAUCGUUUGUUUCAUGUUUUGUUGUCUGUUCUCAGUUUCUUUUGUGUUUUCUUCAUUUUCAACACUUUAGGCAGGGUCGUUGAAUGUCCGAGUUGAUAACGCCAAUGACCGAGCUACAAAAAUACUCCGACAUCAGUGAUGGGUCCAUGUCUCUCACCUGCUCAACGGGCUGCCGUCAACUGUUCAGAGAUUCUGCAUUCUGCAAGAAUAUCUUCUACUGUAUCUCAACCUUAAAGCGAUAAAAGGAGGAAUUCCAGGAACUGUCAAAAUAAUUGAUAUGUGGUGAACAUUUGUUUUUAUAUCUUUUAUGUUCAUUUUUAGAUCAGGGACUAUCACAAUCAAAAUUCAGCAGUUUGGGUAAUUUACUGAUACCUGUUUACAAAGCAUGUGAUGGAAUUGUAUGUAGGAUAUAUUGAACUGGUCACAAAGUCAUGUUAAUGAUGAAAUAUGAAAGAUGAUUAUUUAUUGUUUAACAACCAUAAAAAUUGUAAAUAAUGUGACUACAACAUUUGCUUUUCUGUUAAGUACAAAAUUAUGUAUAUAUUUUUUUAUCAGACGCAGGCCAGAUUUUCAUAUUGCAGUCAUCUGUCAUCAGCGGAAAUAAGGGGUAAAGGAAGUCAGGGCAAAAGAGCCAAAGUCAUAACUUUAAAGACAUCAAGAUGGUCAAAGUCCCCCUUCCUUUGCAGCAAAUCAAAUAUUGUCUGUCUUGUAUGGAAAUCCGUACAUCUUGGACCUAACUGUUGCUACUACUUCAUCAAAUUGUCAGUAUUUAAUUUGUACCAAAAAGUGUGCAAACAAAGUCUUUACUAGUAGUUUGAAGUACCUGGCAAGCUUUUGACAACAAUGUAUUUUAUCACUCAUUUUUAUGAAACAGAUCAAAGUAAAUGGCAAACUGGCUUUUGCAAAUCUUUAGUCAAUAAAUAUGUGAUUUAUCAUACAAUUGACUUCUUCAAGAAGCAACGUUAAAGGAAUUUGAUGAUCUAAGGGAAGUAACUGUACAUUCCAGUACUUAACACAUAAUGAGGGUGUGGCCACUACCAGGCAUGUUGUGAGCAUGUAUGGAGUACAUUACUGAUGUGAAUGUUGUUUCAGCAUGCUUUAACACCUGUCUUCUUGUAUGGAGACCUUGAUGAGUUGUUCCUGGAGUCACAUAAAUAAAACUUUCUUAUGAAAGGUUUUAUGUAAAGAAUUUGUACAUAAUUUUACAUACUUUAGAUGUCAAUAUGUUAUGGGAACUCUGCUUGAUCUUCUAGUCAAGAAAAUGAUGAAAUUUCAGUUAGUUAUUCUGUGCAGGUGAAACAACAGUUAAAGCAUUAAUUUUGAUCAGCUAUGUGCAAUGUGUCAUGAGAGGUUUUAGCAUGUGUGGAAGAUAAGAAAGUGGACCUAGGACCAGUAAUACAUUGAGACUCUGGAUAAUAUAGAUACCCAAAUAAUGUAGAUAACAUGUUGAAAUGUCUGUGCCCAAUAACUAAUGUUUUAUUUUGGUGGCUGGAACAGAAUCACCAAAGUGACAUGUGAAGGAUCAAUUUUUAUGCAGAACAUUUGUACUUUAUUAUUAAGUCAUGUUUUGUUUCACCAAAUCUAUUUCAAUACUUCAUUUAUGAUCAGUGUAAAUUAUUAAUGUACAAGUAUGAACAAAACUACCAAUAAAACAGUCUUGCACUAUAACUGUAUGUUGCUUUGAGAAAUAUGUUUUUAACCCUGUCAGUAACAAAUUAUGCUCAGUUCUCCUUGUAACAAUUACUGCUGGUAGAUUUGGCUAAAGAAAGAUAAAGCAGCUGGAAUAGAGUUUAAUACUUUUCAACAUUUGAAAUGUUGUACAAGUGAUAUUUUGAUUGAAAUAUUCUGAAGUUGACAGCGAGAUAUGACACAGUUGCUAGAUAUUUUCCCCAUCAAUAUGCAUGUGGAGGAGUUAUUGAAAUAUUAACUUAAUGCAAAUCAUAUGUCUGUGCUAUAUAAUUUUGUGACUUUUUGUAGCAAACACAUAGACUGACGAUGAGAGACUACAAAGAGAUUUGUGACAGUGACUUGGUGAAAUUUUGGAGAGAUUUUAGAUUAGAAAUUAUUAAUAUCAUAGUGAGGGGUGUCUCAUUUAUUCAGCAGUUUUCCAGAACUGAAACAUUUGGAAAUAUUCUCUCAAACAUUUCACUUAGUGGAAUAAAUGUACCGUGGUUUGCAUUUGUUUGUUUAACACAUCCUAUACAUAAUAUAAAUAGAGAAUCAUUUUCAGAAUCAUUCAUUCCAGUUGUUAAGCUUUGUCCUGUAUGUAAUGUCACAAUCAUGUUGAUAUUAAAGAUUUCAUGUAGACAUAGUGUAGAGGAUUCUGUAUUCAUGUUCUUUCUCUCAGUGUCAACAACUUCUUCCAUAUGAUAUGCAGUUCAUAUGUCAUCAUCAAGCUGGAAAUGUACAACUGACACAGGUUAUAAGCUCUUAGUAUGUCCACCAAACUCUCACUCUGAAAUGCUGUCUCAUACUGUCUUUGGGACACUUAUAGAUUGAAUACUCUUUCCUUGAUGGCGUUUUAUGUUGUGUUAAAGAUAUAGUAAGGGGACCAAUGAUUUAUUGAGGAAAACUGAGAAUUGUGUCGUUUAGCCAUGUCAGGAUCUAACAUUCCAGAUUUACACAGAUUAUUUUCCUUGUUGUGUCAGCAUACCUGAUUGGUCUGCGUCAGUAGGUGAUUUCGUCCCACAAGAAGGUGACACUCAUGCAUUUUUCGGUGUCUGUCUACUCAGCAUGUGAGGAAUCUUGUUAAACCUGCAGAGCAGAUGGUUUCUUUGCUGCUGUGUUACAUGCACUGUUGCAGUGGGAAGUCACCUAAGUGCUUGCCACUAAAGCAUCAUUGAGCUGAGCUAUGCUGAUCUUCAAGGUUUCUCAGAAAAUGAAUUAUUACUUACUGUAAUGUUACAAUGUGGACAGCUGUUGUUUAGGAAAUCCUUGCCAAAUACUGACUUCAGUAAUACUUGUUUUGUGUAGUUUUUAUCACAUCUUUCAUUGUAUGUUAUGUAUUGGUAAAUCAAGAGGUUUACACUCCUUGACGUUUGGUUCAGUGAUGACAGUUUUCAUUAAAGCACGUCAGUGAAUCUGAGCUGUGAGAAAAUCUUGAUGGAACUAUCAUAUUCAGAAUGGGAGUUUGGAUGGACUUGAUAGUAACUUAUCAGAUGGCUUAACAUCUUUGUUCAUUUUCACCGUUAAAGAUUAAAUACUGUCACUUCUUCA
Haliotis rubra (blacklip abalone) is the source of this 5717-nucleotide messenger RNA. Its product is annotated as synaptosomal-associated protein 25-like. Gene Ontology annotation, biological process: exocytosis; synaptic vesicle priming; synaptic vesicle fusion to presynaptic active zone membrane. Gene Ontology annotation, molecular function: SNAP receptor activity; syntaxin binding. The record is from RefSeq and is a predicted model, not a curated record. Bases 991 to 1662 code for a protein of 223 amino acids. The transcript has 7 exons. NCBI's taxonomy places the organism in Eukaryota, Metazoa, Mollusca, Gastropoda, Lepetellida, Haliotidae. Gene Ontology annotation, cellular component: plasma membrane; SNARE complex.